CUCCGUCUGCCCUGGGUACUGCGCAAAGGAGGGCCGGCGCUGUCCAAGCGGAGGAGGCAGAGUCGCGUGGGGGAGGACCCGGAACCGCGGCGCGGGCAGCGUCUGCGUUUCAGUCGCUGAGCGGUCAGCCGGCCCGCAGCUGGCGCAGGCAGUCUCGGGCUCUAAGGUGGUCGGUCCGGGAGGACGUCGGCGGAGGCCCGCGAGAAGAGAAGCCGCUUCCGCGCGGCGGAGGUGCGCGCCUCCUGCCCGUGGCGAUCGUGUCUCCCGGGAGAUGCUGUGACGGACCCGCGCGGGAGGAGCUCACGCCUCGCGCCCCACUGGACUCGGCGGCCCCGGCGGCUCGGUCACCCGCCUUUCCCAGUGGAAGUAUGCAAGACUUAACAGCACAAGUGACUAGUGAUCUUCUGCAGUUCCCAGAAGUGACCAUUGAAGCCCUUGGAGAAGAUGAAAUAACUUUAGACUCUGUACUUCGUGGGAAGUUUGCUGCAGGAAAAAAUGGACUUGCUUACUUGAGUUGUGGUCCACAACUCGAGGUAGUGCAUUCUCUGACGGGAGAGCGCUUGUCUGCGUACAGGUUCAGUGGCGCGAACGACGAGCCCCCUGUAAUCCUGGCUGUGAAAGAGUUCUCUUGGCAGAAGAGAACCGGCUUGUUAAUUGGAUUGGAAGAUGCAGAGGGGAGUGUUCUUUGUCUGUAUGACCUUGGGAUAUCAAGAGUGGUCAAAGCAGUUGUUCUUCCCGGAAGGGUAACAGCUGUCGAACCUAUAAUUAAUCAUGGCGGAGCCAGCGCGAGCACACAGCAUCUGCACCCGAGUUUGCGAUGGCUUUUUGGUGUGGCGGCUGUGGUGACUAAUGUCGGACAGAUCCUUCUUAUUGACCUAUGUCUUGAUGACCUGUCGUGCAGUCAGAAUGAAGUAGAGGCAUCAGACCUUGAAGUUAUAGCUGGUAUCCCAGCUGAAGUACCACACAUCAGAGAAAAUGCAAUAAAAGAAGGGCGCCAUCUGUGUUUCCAGUUAGGAAGCCCAUCAGGAACAGCCAUUUCGACUCUCAGUUACCUGAACAGGACGAAUCAGCUCGCUGUCGGUUUUUCUGAUGGCUACCUGGCCCUCUGGAACAUGAAAACUAUGAAGAGGGAAUACUACACACAAUUGGAAGGUGGAAGGGUUCCUAUAUAUGCUGUUACUUUUCAAGAACCUGAGAAUGAUCCUCGUAACUGCUGUUACUUGUGGGCUGUUCAGUCUACACAAGAUAGUGAAGGGGAUGUGCUGAGUUUUCAUCUGCUUCAGCUGGCCUUUGGUGAUAGAAAGUGUUUGGCAUCAGGACAAAUCUUAUAUGAGGGGUUAGAGUACUGCGAAGAAAGGUACACACUGGACCUCACAGGUGGCAUGUUCCCUCUGCGGGGACAGACCAGCAAUACCAAACUGUUGGGAUGCCAGAGUAUAGAGAAGUUCCGGUCCCAUGGUGACAGAGAGGAAGGGAUGAGUGAAGCACUGUCUCCUGAGACAAGUGUAUCAGUCUUUACUUGGCAAGUGAAUAUAUAUGGACAAGGAAAGCCUUCUAUAUAUUUGGGGAUUUUUGACAUAAAUCGUUGGUAUCAUGCCCAAAUGCCAGAUUCAUUAAGAUCAGGAGAAUAUCUACAUAAUUGCUCUUACUUUGCUUUGUGGUCCUUGGACUCUGUUGUAAGUAGUACUUCUCCACAUUACAUCUUGGAUAUAUUGGUACAGGAGAGAAGUUUAAGUCGAGGAGUCUGUCCUUCAUAUUCACCUCCAGAACAGUUUUUUAACCCAAGUUCGUAUAAUUUUGAUGCCACUUGUUUGUUAAACUCUGGAGUUAUUCAUAUAACUUGCACUGGCUUUCAGAAGGAGACUUUAACUUUUUUAAAGAAAUCAGGACCAUUUAUCAAUGAAGUCAUUUCUGAUGGUUAUAAUCGAUGUCUUGUGGCUGGCCUUCUCUCACCAAGACUUAUUGAUAUUCAGCCUUCCAGUUUAAGUCAGGAAGAACAGUUAAAAGCUGUAUUGUCAGCAGCAGUCCACACAAGUUCCCUGGGGCUUUUGACUGGAUAUAUCAGGAGGUGGAUAACAGAGGAACAACCAAAUUCUGCUGCUAAUUUGCGCUUUGUUCUUGAAUGGACAUGGAAUAAAGUGAUUCUCACAAAAGAGGAAUUUGACAGACUAUGUACCCCGUUGUUUGAUGGUUCGUGCCGUUUCAUCGACCCACAGACCAUACAGUCUGUUCAGCAGUGCCAUUUGCUUCUUAGCAAUCUUAACACAGUCCUGAGCUGCUUCGUAACAGAGGCCCAAGAGAUCACUGAAAGAGGUCGUAUGAACUUAACCAAUAAGUGUAUGGUUUCCCAGCUCAUCUGUCAGUAUGCACAAAUGGUUCUUUGGUUCUCUCAUUCUGGUCUUUUACCAGAGGGCUUAGAUGAUGCUGUGCAGUUGUCAAGGUUAUACUACAACUACCCUGUAAUUCAGAACUACUACACCAGUCGCCGACAGAAGUGUGAGCUUUUAUCAAGAGGGAAGUGGAACCCUGAUUAUUUGAUGAUCGAUGGAAUGGUUUCUCAGUUAGGAGAUGGAGUUGAGAAGCUGUGGAAACGGGAUGAAGGCGGAACAGGAAAAUACCCUCCUCCGAGUCUACAUGCACUACUUGACAUAUACCUACUAGACAAUGUUACUGAAGCAAGCAAACAUUCUAUUACCAUUUAUUUGCUACUUGAUAUUAUAUAUUCCUUCCCAAACAAAACAGAUACUGCCAUUGAAUCAUUUCCAACUGCCUUUGCCAUUUCUUGGGACCAGGUUAAACUUAUUCAAGGGUUUUGGCUGAUAGAUCAUAAUGACUAUGAGAAUGGUUUGGAUCUUCUGUUUCAUCCAGCUACUGCAAAGCCUGUGUCAUGGCAGCAUGCAAAGCUCAUUCAAGCCUUCAUGAGUCAGGGCGAGCACAGACAGGCCCUCAGAUACAUUCAGACGAUGAAGCCGACAGUGUCCAGUGAUACUGAUAUUAUCCUUCACAUCGAUGUGUUGCUGCUUAAUAGGUGCAUGAUUGAGGCCUGGACUGUGCUGCGGCACCACUCCAACAGACUGAACGCAGAGGGGUUGUUGAAGCACACGUACAAGGUCUGUCAGGAGAUGGGCCUGAUGGAGGACUUGCUGAAGUUGCCGUUUACAGACACUGAGCAGGAGUGUUUGGUGAGAUUUUUGCAGUCCAGCACCAGUGUCCAGAAUCAUGAAUUCCUUUUAGUUCACCAUUUACAGCGUGCCAAUUACAUCCCUGCCUUGAAACUGAACCAGACUCUGAAGAGCAAUGCCAUGAAUGAUCGAGAUCCUCACUUGCGGGAGAGAUCAGUGGCUCGAAAUUCUAUAUUAGACCAAUAUGGGAAAGUUCUUCCUAGAAUCCAUCGAAAAUUAGCCAUUGAGCAAGCUAAGCCUUACCGUGUAUCAGCACUGUCAAUUAUUCGAAAAGUUUCUCGGCCCAGACCAUUAUCAGCUGUUCCAAAACCACCUGUAAUAGGGAGUGUGUUAACAAGAUCUACUUUCAUCCAUAACGUGCUAUCUAAAGUUGGAGAGGUUUGGAAAAGUGAAGAACCUAAAAAUAGCAUCUUAGCCUGCAACAGUCCUAACAUAGAAGGACCAUCUCCUGUAGUGUGUUCUCUCCCAGAUUACGAGCUGCCUGGGGCAUUCAUCGGAACACCAAUCUUAAAAGCAUCACAGAAAGUUUCGAGACUCUUGGAUUUAGUCGUUCAUCCUGUUCCACAGCUUUCUCGAUGUUUGGGGUUUAUUCAGCAAACCCCGCCAAGAUUUUCUUUGGACCUAACAUCCAGUCCACAAUUAAAAGGAUCCUAUCAAAAUACCUCCAGAGCUUCAGAGUUACAUUUACUUGAAACUCCUGCUGUAGUUAAGAAAGCUAAAACUCUGGCCAUGUCAGUUACUUCCUCUGGAUUUGCUGAGUUCACGCCUCAGUCCAUCCUAAGGUCUGGUCUUCUUCGAUCAACACCUUUAGCAUCUCCCUCUCAGUCACCUGGAAGGUCUCUUACUCCUCCUUUACGACUUAAAGAAACUAGAAUUUCAUUCAUGGAAGAAGGCAUGACCACAAAAUGGAUUGCUAAAACUGCAGAUGAUAGCAAAACAAAAGGAUUUGUUACCAUGCCUUUUUAUAAAUCUGGAAUUCCAGGAGAAACUGAAUGGCGGAAGAACAAAGAUAAGACAUGUUUUUCCCUGAUUAACCCUGAAGUGGACCAUGGAGAAAUGGAUGUGAGGUCACAGAAUACACCGUCACGGAGUUUGGAAACACUGGAUGUGAGCAAGGAAAAUAGCAAUGUUUCAACUGAAUCACUGGAGUAUCAAGAUGCUCCAUCACCAGGAGAAUUUGAGUACAUUUUCAUGGCCUCUAAGCCAGCGAGCUGUUCCACUGAAUUAAUUAAUAACUUAACUGAAAAAACUGAGAAGGAUGGUGAUAAAGAUGUAUUUGAAUCAGAAGUAACUCCUCUAUACCUAGAGAAACAAAUGGGCCCCUCUGAAGAUGGGGAGACAAAGGGUCUCUUGGUUGCAGAGGAGGCGGUACUUUCAGGAUUAAAUCACUUAAGCCCUAUUCAGGGGGUUGAAGCUCCUCUUUCUUUACCAUCAACGCACGAGCGGAAAGUCCUUACGCAGAAGCCCAAAGUACCAGCUUCAGAUGAAGUAACAGUUGAAACCUGCACCUCUACAAUUCAAACAGCUGUGGCCGGUGUCCGUGGUGACAGUGGAAGCCCUGGGCUCAUUAUCCCUGAGGGUCCUGUUAUCUCUGAGCACAGGCUCGAGCGGGACACAGCAGUGAAUUUAAGAGAAGAUCAUGAAAUAGAAGUUGAUGUGCUAAAAGAAGGUGCUGACUUACCAGAAGAAAAGCCUCCAAUUUCUGACGAUUCUCCUGAUACUCAAGAAGUUCAUGUGAUUGAAAACGAAAAGCUUGAAGUUCAAGAUUCAGGACAAGAGGCUAGGAAUCUUUCAUUUGAUGAGUAUCCCUCAGGAACUCUGAAGCUUCAAUAUCAUUUUGAGACCAUAGAGCAACAGUUUCAUGACUUACCUGAUAAUAAAGACUCUGCUGAGUGUGGAGACAUUGCUGAAGUAGACGGGGAACUUUUUGUGGCUCAGAGCAACUUUACCUUGAUAUUGGAAGGUGAAGAAGAAGUUGAGACAGGUGAUUCUGCAGCAUCUAAUGUGUUAGCUAAAGCAGCUAACACAGUCACUGAGUCAAAACAUGUUUACACUGGGGAAAAUGAUAACCACGGACAUGAUACAAAUGUGCCAUCUAUCAUAACUAGUGAUCAAGAGUCCCAAAAGGUAGAAACAUUACCAUAUGUGCCUGAACCAAUUAAAGUAGCAAUUGCAGAAAAUUUACUGGAUGUAAUUAAAGACACAAGAAGUAAAGAAACUACUUCAGAUGCAAUGGAACAGUCCAUGCAUGAAAACAUACCUUUAAUAAGCCAAAAGGUAAUGGGUUCCACCAAGUUAGUCAAAUCCACAUUUAAGACUGUUCAAGAAACAAGUACAGUGACCAUAGAUGUUAACCAGGUUAAUGACGUGAUUGCAUCCAGAACUCGAACAAGAAGACAACGUGUCCAAAGCCUGGAUGUCAAAUCAGUGCAGCAGGAAGAGUCAGCAGAUGUCGCUACUCCUGAGAUGCUGGCGGUUUCAGUUACAAAGAAAACUAGGAAAACAAAAGACAUUUCCGAGGCUUCUGAAAGUGCCUUUUCUAAUGUCAAACAAAUAUCUCAGAACCAGCAAAUACCUCAAAAUUCUAUUACUCCUAAAAGAGGAAGGAGAAAGAAAGAAAUUAAUCAAGACACAUUAGAAAGUAUUAAUUCUGUGAAACAAGAAUUACAGGUUACUCCAGGCAGGGAAUUAAGAAGAUUAAGAUCAUCUCAAAUGUUGAAAUCAGCAACCACAGAAACUUCUUACAGAAAAGAGGCUAAGCUUUCAUCUGCUACCAAAAAGACUCCCAAAAGAAAGCAAAAAUCUGUAGAAAAUCAAGAAAGUGUUGAAAUUGUUAAUGACCUAAAAGUGAGUAAAGUAGCAAGUCCUAGCGUAAGUACCAAAAGAUUGAGACAUACUAAUUUAGAAACCUCUGAAGAUAAAGGAAGUGAACAAGACAGAAAGUUCAGUGAACAGCAGCUGCCUGUUCAUCGUAGUAAUAGUAAAAGGGUUAAGAAGAGAGAUGUUAACACAUCAGAUGCUAGAGAAGACUCCAUACUCAAUCCACCCCAGUUGACCCUACUACAAGCAGAAUUUGAUAUGCCUGCUACACCUAGGAAACGUGGUAGACCGAGAAAAAUUAAUCCAUCACAAGAUGUAGGGUCUGAGGCUGGUAAGGAAGAGAGAAGUCCCAAGAACAGGAAAGCUCUCAGCAUCCAAAAGAGGUCUACGAGGAACACCCCAGCUAAAAGUGAAAACACUGAUGUCGGAAAACCAACUGUAGAAAAAUCUGUUUUAGUGCCAAAUGAGGAACUUGUUACAGUGACGAGCUCUAAAAAAAAGAUUACAAAAAGGAUUGGAAGUCAAAGCCAAAAACGUUCAUUACGCUCAAUAUCAGAAAAACACGUAGAGGAAGAUACAAUUCUCAAAGAACCAAAUGACCAAGAAGAAAAAUUACUUGCCAAAACCGCUUUGACUCCAUUAUCCCACAGCACAAGAACGCGAUCUAGCAAGACUGUCUUACCACUGGACUUUUCUGAACCAGAAAAUGAGUCUGUAUUUUCUCCUCCUGUGUCAAAAGUUCCAAGGAAAGAGAGAGCUAGAAAAAUAGAAGCUCCUGAACAGCUGAAGGAAUUGGUUUCAGAUUUAUCUUCUCCGUUUGUCUUCUCACCUCCUGCUAUAAGAAGCAGGCGGAAGAACACAGCUAACACACCCAAACGUGUGCGAGAACUGGAAGAUGAUGCUGUGGGACAACAGAAAGUAACAAGAAUCAGGACUGAGAAAACAAAACAAGCAAGCAAAAUCACAGAAAAAGAAAGUUCUUGGUCACCUCCUCCAGUAGAAAUUAAGCUGAUUUCUCCUUUGGCAACCCCAGUUGACAGAGCGAAGGGCAAGCCAAGGAGAACUGUAGACACGACAGGGAAAACCCUUGGAAGAAACCGGAAGAAACCAUCCUCCUUCCCAAAACAGAUUGUCCGCAGAAAAAUGCUGUAAUUAUUUUCAAGUUUCAAUGUACACCUGUUUGUAAAGUCACAGAAUUGUGAAUUAUUAAAAAUCCUCUAAUUUGGAAGACA
Artibeus jamaicensis (Jamaican fruit-eating bat) is the source of this 7234-nucleotide messenger RNA. It is a transcript of the gene AHCTF1, whose product is annotated as AT-hook containing transcription factor 1. The coding region runs from base 369 to 7154 and encodes 2261 amino acids. The record is from RefSeq and is a predicted model, not a curated record. The transcript is spliced from 36 exons. Lineage: Eukaryota; Metazoa; Chordata; Mammalia; Chiroptera; Phyllostomidae.